Mesoplodon densirostris (Blainville's beaked whale) is the source of this 2790-nucleotide messenger RNA. It is a transcript of the gene CTDSP1, whose product is annotated as CTD small phosphatase 1. Bases 388 to 1173 code for a protein of 261 amino acids. Gene Ontology annotation, molecular function: RNA polymerase II CTD heptapeptide repeat phosphatase activity. The record is from RefSeq and is a predicted model, not a curated record. NCBI's taxonomy places the organism in Eukaryota, Metazoa, Chordata, Mammalia, Artiodactyla, Ziphiidae. The transcript has 7 exons.
GCGACGCCCCCUGGAGUGCGGCAGGAACCCGGCCGGGCCCGCCUCCUAGCCCGCCAAGCCGCGCCGGCCCCAGAAGUGAUGAAAGCCUCGGCCAAGUCCAGGUCACGCCGAAACCGUUGCCCUUUUAAGGGGGAGCCUUGAAACGGCGCCCGGGUUCCAUGUUUGCAUCCGCCUCGCGGGGAGGAAACUCCAUGUUGUAACAAAGUUUCCUCCGCGCCCCCUCCCUCCCCCUCCCCCUUAGAACCUGGUUCCCCUCCCCUCCGAAGCUCGCGGGGAUCCCUCCCUCCCACCCCUCCCCUCCCCCCCGCGCCCCGAUUCCGGCCCGAGCCGGGGGGGAGGCCGGGCGCCCGGGCCAGAGUCCGGCCGGAGCGGAGCGCGCCCGGCCCCAUGGACAGCUCGGCCGUCAUUACUCAGAUCAGCAAGGAGGAAGCGCGGAGCCCGCUACGGAGCAAAGGUGACCAGAAGUCAGCGGCGUCUCAGAAGCCCCGGAGUCGGGGCAUCCUCCACUCACUUUUCUGCUGCGUCUGCCGGGAUGAUGGGGAGGCCCUACCUGCUCACAGUGGGGCGCCCCUGCUCGUGGAGGAGAACGGUGCUGUCCCCAAGCAGACCCCAGUCCAGUACCUGCUCCCCGAGGCCAAGGCCCAGGACUCGGACAAGAUCUGCGUAGUCAUCGACCUGGACGAGACCCUGGUGCACAGCUCCUUCAAGCCAGUGAACAAUGCCGACUUCAUCAUCCCUGUGGAGAUUGAUGGGGUGGUCCACCAGGUCUAUGUGCUGAAGCGGCCCCACGUCGACGAGUUCCUGCAGCGGAUGGGUGAGCUCUUCGAAUGCGUGCUGUUCACCGCCAGCCUUGCCAAGUACGCAGACCCAGUAGCUGACCUGCUGGACAAGUGGGGGGCCUUCCGGGCGCGGCUGUUUCGUGAGUCAUGCGUCUUCCACCGGGGGAAUUACGUGAAAGACCUGAGCCGGCUGGGCCGAGACCUUCGGCGGGUGCUCAUCCUGGACAACUCGCCCGCCUCCUAUGUCUUCCAUCCAGACAACGCCGUACCGGUGGCCUCGUGGUUUGACAACAUGAGUGACACGGAGCUCCACGACCUCCUGCCCUUCUUCGAGCAGCUCAGCCGUGUGGAUGACGUGUAUUCAGUGCUCAGGCAGCCUCGGCCCGGCAGCUAGUGAGGCGCCACGGGGCCAGGACCUGCCCCUGACCACACCUGCACGCCUCACACGGGGACUCUUCCUAAAGAAAACUCAGCAAAGAAAACAGCGCCACGGGGAAGUGGGCGUCUCCCCCGCCAGCCGGGCCAGGCUGUGCAGGGGGCUGCAGGCUGCACCGAGGGCGACGAGUCCCUGGGUCCCUGUGUCAGUGCCUUAGAACCUCCUCCUUCUUGGGGGACCUGUGGGGCCCUGCGUGCCGCCUCCCUCCUCUCUCUCUCUUUCUCUCUCUCUCUCUCUCUCUCUCUCUCUCUCUCUCUCUGCACGGCCAUGUUUCUCUGCUGCCAAAUUGGGUCCCUCGGGCCCUUCCAGUUCUGCCUGGGGGAGGGGCAGGGUUUUGCUGCCCCACGCCUUGGGCCCCCUGCCUGGGGACAGUGGACACCAAGUGCCUUGCAUAGAGCCCUCUUCUCGGCCCAAUUUUCCCAGGGCCACAAUCCGGGUCAGCUCUGCAUGGAACAGCCAUCAGGUUGCAGCAAUCUAGGCUGGUGGGGGAGGACCCAGUCUCCCCACCUCCUACCUUGGGACUGUUAUAGCCUCCACCAAUCUCUAACUAGGAGGGCGGGGAGGGUAGAAGAUCUGUUACCACUUGUAAAGGGAGCAGGGGUCUGUCCUUCAGGACCCUAGAAUCCAGCUUCUCUGGGCUCAUCAGCACCUGAGGGCCGCUUCCCACAUGGCCCAAGCUCCAACCUCUCACCUUUGCCUUGACCACCCCGAGGCCCUGGGGUUUGGUGCCCCAGCUCCGAGUGUGGAGGCAUAGGCAGGAUCCCUUUGCGGUGCCAUAUAAAUAUGUAUAUGUGUAUAUAGAUUUUUAGGGGAAGGGGAGAGGGAAGGGUUGGGGUGGAGACACCCCUCCCUCGCCCCUUUCCUGGACCCAUAAACUGGGGGGGGAGGAGGGGAAGGAUUUCUACAUUUUUUAAACUGCUAUUUUCUGAAUGAAACAGGCUGGGCCAAAGAGCCCCAGGCCCUGUCCUUUGUCCCUCACACCCUCUUCGAUCCGUUUAUUCAUACAUUCAAAACACAUUUGUUGAGCACCUUCUCUGUGCCCAGCGCUAUGCUAGGCCCACCAUGGCGUGUGCAUGUGUGGGUCUCUACACCACCUAACAGGUGCCUCUCCCACCCACCCCAUACUUCACCGGUGCCUUUAGGGGAUCUGUAGGAGGUGGGACCCUUCUUGCGGGGUUUGGGGGGCUCUAGGAAGCCUAGCCAAGCUGUCCCCCUCCCCUGUGCCAACCCGCCCCUGCAGCCCUCUGCCUCGCCCCCUGCUGGCUGGGGGCAGCUCCCAGGACGUGCUGCCUUCCAGCUCUGAGGCCUUUGUCUGGAACCCCUCCCCCAAAUGCUGGGUCUGGAGGUCAAGGCCUUGGGCUCUCCCCAGGGCCUAUCGGUUAAGGGGACCCACAUACCAGUGCCAAGGGGGAUGUCAGGUGGAGAUGUCGUUACCCUUCCCCCCCUCCCAGCGAGCUGUGGGUGGGAGGGAGGACAGGUUGGUCUGAACAGGUGACCUUCCCAUCUUAAGUGCCUUCUCUGUAACGGACAGCCCCAAAGUGUGAUGAGAACUAAAGAGAAAGACAGACCCCCUUA